Saccoglossus kowalevskii is the source of this 289-nucleotide messenger RNA. Its product is annotated as C-type mannose receptor 2-like. The record is from RefSeq and is a predicted model, not a curated record. NCBI's taxonomy places the organism in Eukaryota, Metazoa, Hemichordata, Enteropneusta, Harrimaniidae.
GUAUUCCUGAGUAUUCAAUUUCGACUGAUGAAACAACAUGGCAAGACGCAAAAGCCGGAUGUGAAUCACAAUGUGGAAAACUUGCAGAGAUCUGCUCUCAAGCGGAACAGGAUGCAGUAAAAGAUUUCCUACAAGAAGGAGACGGUCGUUAUUGGGUUGGUGUUAGCGAUGUAGUCGGUGACAAUAAACACUAUGAGUAUACUAGUGGUGGAUCAGUGAUUUACACAGACUGGAUGGAAAAUGAGCCAAACAAUGUUGGGGGUACUGCUGAGGAUUGUGUAGAAAUAAU